AUGGCCACUGCUACCAGCCAGGCACAGGAACUCAUAACCUGUGACCUUUGUGUCAAACCUGUCCAACAAUUUUGUAACAGCUGCCAAAUCGGUCUGUAUGAAGACUGCAUCAACAAACAUAUCAAGAGCCUCAAGUCCAUGAAGCAUGACAUUGUUCCUUUCACAAAGCGUACAGUACAGCUUGUGUUCCCUCAGUGUACAUCUCAUUCCCACCAGAGAUGUGAGGCCCACUGUCAACAGUGUGAUGUCCCAGUCUGCAUCAAAUGUCUCACUGGUCAACAUAAAAGCCAUGCUUUCGAUGACCUAGAUAAAAUCAUAGCUUUGAAGAGAGAAAAAAUUAAACAAGAAACUGGAGAAAUUGAGGGCAUUAUCCUGAAGACCACAACACAAGAUUCAGACACUGAAAACAAAAUUUCCAAAUCCAUGAUUCAUUAUACAAAUUUACAGAAACAGGCAACUGAUCAAAGAAAACAAUGGCACCAAGAGGUGGACAACAUCUUCAACAAAAUGGAAUCCCUGAUCCAGUCACUCAGAGAUCAUCAUAUUACAAAUCUAAAAUCUUGCCAGUCCAAACUCAGAAGUCAGAAUUCCAUUAUGGGCCAAACUGUUGAAGAAAACAAAGAAAUCCUGAAGUCCAACAAAGUGUCUGAUGUCAACAACUACCAAUCCAAACUGAAAGAAUACAGGAUCAUUCCACAAAUACCUGAUUUACCAUUGCCCUCUCUUCAAACAAACACAGUCCAAGGAAGAGAACUCAGCAUAGAUUAG
This is a messenger RNA of Saccostrea cuccullata (small rock oyster), 768 nucleotides long. RefSeq names its product E3 ubiquitin-protein ligase TRIM45-like. The record is from RefSeq and is a predicted model, not a curated record. Gene Ontology annotation, molecular function: zinc ion binding. The transcript has a single exon. Bases 1 to 768 code for a protein of 255 amino acids. Lineage: Eukaryota; Metazoa; Mollusca; Bivalvia; Ostreida; Ostreidae.